AUGGCACUUCUUGAAGGGUCAUCGGCGAAGGAUUGGUUGAGUCCCGAAUACCGGUUCUUCUACCAAUUUCCUUUGCCCAUACCGCCCGUGAAGCAGCCGAAGUUGUCGAUCACCAACCCUGUCACUAGCAAGCAAAUUGACUACUAUGAGAUCGACAUUGUGCCUUUCAAGCAGCAGGUCUACCCCGACAAGGGGCUGACUUCACUCGUUGGCUACGAUGGUAUUUCCCCAGGCCCUACCUUUCUCAUCCCUAGGGGUCGUGAGACUGUUGUCAGAUUUACCAACAAGGCUAUCCUGCCGAGUGCUGUGCAUCUCCAUGGGUCGCCGUCUAGGGCACCUUGGGAUGGAUGGGCUGAGGAUAGGAUCUUACCCGGGCAGUACAAGGACUACUACUACCCCAACAGCCAGAGUGGCCGCUUUCUGUGGUAUCAUGACCACGCAAUGGAUAUUACGGCGGUGAACGCAUACUUUGGCCAGGCCGGCGCCUACAUCAUUCAAGAUCCUGCAGAAGAUGCACUAGGUCUUCCUACUGGCUAUGGCGUGAACGACAUCCCCUUGGUAUUGGCUUCCAAGCAAUAUAACAAAGAUGGUUCUCUUUUCUCUCCUGCUGGCGAGACAGACAGCCUCUGGGGCGACGUCAUUCACGUCAACGGUCAGCCGUGGCCCUUCUUCAAGGUCGAGCCUCGCAAGUAUCGUCUUCGCUUUCUCAACGCUGCAGUUUCCAGGUCCUUCAUUCUCUAUUUCAAGCGCCAGGCCGGCGGGGCCAACAUUCCUUUCCAGGUGAUCGCCUCUGACGCCGGCCUUCUCACUGGCCCCAUCACCUCAAGCACACUCACUAUGUCCAUGGCAGAGCGUUGGGAGGUGGUGUUCGACUUUUCCAACUAUGCCGGACAAAACAUCACGCUCAUGAAUCAGAAGGAUGUUGGCAAGGAUAAGGACUACGGCUUCACUAACCAGGUUAUGCGAUUCGUCGUCGGGAACAAAGCUGUGGUCGACAAUUCUGUCGUUCCUGCCAAGUUGCGAGACGUCCCCUUUCCGCCGCGUCAAGGCAAUGGUGUUGAUCGUCAUUUCGAGUUUCAUCGACAGAACGGUCUGUGGAAGAUUAACGGUGUCGGUUUCAGUGACGUCCAGAACCGCAUUCUCGCCAGGGUUCCCCGCGGCACUGUUGAAAUUUGGGAAUUUGAAAAUGGUGGCGGUGGAUGGACGCACCCCAUUCAUGUGCACCUGGUCGACUUCCGCAUUCUUAGCCGAACAAAGGCGAAGCGUCCAGUUCUUCCUUAUGAGGCUGCUGGCCUGAAGGACGUGGUGUGGCUCGACUCCGGCGAGGUAGUCCGCGUGGAAGCGCACUAUGCCCCUUGGGACGGGGUCUACAUGUUCCACUGCCACAAUCUCAUCCAUGAGGAUCACGAAAUGAUGGCCGCCUUCAACGUGACGGCACUGGCCGACUUUGGCUACAACGAAACCUCUUUCGCCGAUCCAAUGGAGGCCAGAUGGAGAGCUGUACCCGUCACACCCGCCGCCUUUAGCACUGACGCCAUCAUCAGGAAGGUCCAGUUCAUGGCGUCUCUUCAGCCUUACAACAAUGUCGACGAGGUGAUGGCGAGACUCGACCAGUACUGGUCUACUCACGGCGGUGUAAAGAUGAAGCGUGUUAAGAGAUUCAACCAGGACGCCAUCAAUGGACCCGAACAGUAG
This is a messenger RNA of Colletotrichum spaethianum, 1695 nucleotides long. Its product is annotated as bilirubin oxidase. The coding region runs from base 1 to 1695 and encodes 564 amino acids. The record is from RefSeq and is a predicted model, not a curated record. The transcript has 4 exons. Gene Ontology annotation, molecular function: oxidoreductase activity; copper ion binding. Lineage: Eukaryota; Fungi; Ascomycota; Sordariomycetes; Glomerellales; Glomerellaceae.